Molecule: messenger RNA, 1557 nt
Organism: Amphibalanus amphitrite
Lineage: Eukaryota; Metazoa; Arthropoda; Thecostraca; Balanomorpha; Balanidae
Exons: 4
Coding region: 84-998 (304 amino acids)
Source: RefSeq, a predicted model, not a curated record
AGUCCGUGCGUGAGCGGUGUAACGGUGAGCUCCGGAGGCGGAGGAGGAGGUGACGGGCCGGCCCGGACCACUGUCUGUUCACCAUGGGUGCCGAGAGGAGGCUUCUGGUGGCCGCCGCGCUCAUCGCGCUGGUCUCGGCCGGCCCGCUAGUGGGGACACCACCGGCCGCAGAGCAGGACCGGUCGGUCACACACGCCGAACCAGCCGGCGCAAAAACGGCCGCCGACCAGCCGGGCGCAGCAACCGGAUCAGAGGACGGCACAGAAACGGCGACCGGUCGUCCCGCCGCCGGCGGCGACACCCAGAGCAAGAUCUACGACGGAAACAGCUCGGCCGAGGCAUUCUUCACGUACGGCGCUGCGCUGACCGGUCUCAUCUACGGGCUGAUGGGGGUCAGCUACCUGUACGGGCCGUACUCGAAGGAGGCGUUCCUAGCCGAGCAGCGCGCCGAGCUCCGCAAAAAGUACCUGGAGCGACUGGUGGGCACCACGGAGGCGACGCUGGAGCAGGAUUACGGCCACUACGCGGCCGAGGAGGCCGCCGCUUCCUCCGGGGGACUGUUCGGCGAGAUUCAGAUCCCGGCUCAGUAUACCAUCACCCGGAGGGAGGACGAGCAGGGGUACGAGCCUGGGUACCAGCCAGGGUACGAGCAGGGGCACCAGUACAGAGGGGAGGACUCGGUCAGCGACGACCGCUUUCAGCUGGUGAUGGCCAGAGGUGACCCGACGGCGGUGCACGGUGUGAACCGGCGGGGCCUGGAGGAUGUCAUCCCCAUCCGUCUGCCAGAGCCCAGCGCUCCUCCGACCCCCGUGGUCAAGGUGUUGGACAUGCGCAGCCCCAACUGUCGCGCCUGGGUGGCCUGCGUGCAGGACCGAGCCGACAGGAUGGUGCAGGAGCGGAGCGAACUGAGUCCGACUGAGUUUGACCCAUCGUGUGAGCUGUUUGUGAAGGUGUGCCCCACCAAGGCAAGAAGCCUCAAUAGCAUUACGCAACAGUGAUGUUGGCGGCAUCCAGGGGCUUCGAGUCUGCGACGCUUGUAGAAGACUUUCCCUCGGAAGAUGACUCAUUCUCUCUGGAAAAUGGCUCAUCGCCGAAAAAGACGGCCGUUCGUAUCCAGAAAAGGCUCUUAGAAGUGUUUCGAUUCUUUUUAAGUGGUCGUUUAUGCGAUGUAGCGUCUCAGUAAAGUUUCACGAAAAUACUCAAUCACCGUAAAUUAUAGGUAGGUAUGUAGUGUUUCUUUUUCUAGUGGUAAUUAACAGACUUUUUGUGUAUGUAUGUGAACUAUAGGCCAGCGGAUCUCUGGGUAAUUAAUUGUGCGCAUUAUAAUUUAUUCUUAGCAAGGCUGAAUGCUACGGUGCUAGUUUUGUUUGAUAGCCUAGCUUGUCACCGUGAAUGGUCACACAUACCAGACGUCGUGUACCAUCUGUGAAUUGUUAUACUCAUCACAAUUAUUCUGACGCUGAUAACUGUAGGGAGGUGCGAGUGAUAGCAAGAUAAGAUGCACGUAAUGUAGGUACUGCGUACCGCUUGUAGAAAAUAAAGAUAAUCGAACUCACA